Molecule: messenger RNA, 1884 nt
Organism: Conger conger (European conger)
Lineage: Eukaryota; Metazoa; Chordata; Actinopteri; Anguilliformes; Congridae
Gene: mindy4b
Product: MINDY family member 4B
Exons: 13
Coding region: 1-1416 (471 amino acids)
Biological process (GO): protein K48-linked deubiquitination
Molecular function (GO): cysteine-type deubiquitinase activity; K48-linked deubiquitinase activity
Source: RefSeq, a predicted model, not a curated record
AUGCUGGACACGAUGAAGGACGACGCCGACAGCGACGUUCCACAUGCCAACACGGAGCUGGACGACAUACUCACUCAGAUAUCCGAACUGGACAAAUGGAGGGAGAUUUUCAAUGCUCGUGGGUUGGAAUUACAGGAUUGUAUUAAGAGGCCUCCAGGGAAGGCAGAGGACGAUGGAGAGGAUGGGGCAGGGACAGCCCCGUCCAGCUCCCGUCGGCCAUCUCGUGAAAACACCACCAUGCUGACCCCGCCCUACUCCGUCCCCCGCGCGCUGGCCGUGUCCCCCGGGCUGGGAGGGCUGCCCGUCUCUCCUGAGAUGGCUGUGAAUCUUCGCAAGGUUUUAUUUGGGAAUACUUUCCAUAUCUUCAACUAUGAGUGGAAAAAGUCCUUCUUCAAGUUCAGAGAGCCAGUCUCAGACCUGUCCUAUGCCCUGGAGGCAGAGCGGGGUGGGGCUCGAGCCAUUCAGAUGGUGGUCCAGGCCAAUAUUGUCAAAUUCCUGCUCUUCACCCGGAAUGCUAGCUCUGACUGCUGCAUGCAGAGCCUGAGGGAGGUGGGUGAGAAACUGCAGGAGCGCGCGCUAGCCGCUGCCCUGGCAGACACCCUGUGGACCGCAGGUGAGGAGCAGAGCGCUACCGUCGCCCUGGUGACCUCUGAACACAGCUUCACCCGGCACCCAGACUACAAAACGGACAACGUCACAGAGAGGUUACAGCUUUUCAACUUCAGCGAGAAGGAGGACGUUCGGAAAUUCAUAUACGAGCACAUCCAGUGUUUUAAAGAGGAUGGGAGUCAUGGGGUCAUCUUGUUCCUGUAUAGCCUCAUCUUCUCCAGGACUUUGGAAAGGCUGAGUGAAGACCUGGACUCCACCACCUCUCACCUCUUACACCUGAGUCUGGGCAACUUUGUGUGUCGCCAGGCGCUGAUGAACCUGCUGUUGACGGGUCGGGCCAGCCCUAACACGUUUAACGGGACGCUGCAGCAUGACGAGCAGGGCGGACCUCUGGACCGGCCGCUGCACGGGGUCCUGGCGCGCAGCGACGUGGGGUACCUGCACUGGAGCCGAGAGCAAGUGCAGCACUCCCAGCUGCCAGCGGUGGGCAGCAUGCUGAAGACACCCAAGUUUCCCAUCUGGGUGUGCAGCAUCAACGGCACCUACAGCGUACUGUUCAGUCCCAAACGCUCCCUGCUGUCCGACUGGAAGAUGGAGCACCUGUUUGACCUGUACUUCUAUAACGGCCAACCAUCUCAAAGAAGUACUGCACUGCUCACUGUAGACACGCACUCCCAUCAUUGGGAGAUGGGGGAUGGGCUCACCCAGGGGGACCCGGAGAAGAGGUUCCCUUCAGUGGAGAUGACUAUCAGGACUAAAUGGGAAGGAGCGGCCAUUGACUGGAAUGGGACAGUUCCUUUUUUCUAACUUGGUGAGACACCACGUGACCUACGGCUGCAUUCUGCCUGCAGAACCGGUCACCUUGUCCUUCCCUGCAGGAGAUACUGGUCAACAGCACAACCUGGUGUCUACACUCACCCCUACAAAUACAGCCCGAGUGCGGCACUACGAUGCAAUGCGACAUUCCAUCAUACGUCAUAAAACAACACUAUCAGCACUCGGCCGCAGCACAGACACACACUGCCGACACACAACACAACACUGCACUGUCAGCACACGGCAAUAAAGCACUCAGAGCACAGACAUCCAUCCCUGUCACCACAGCGCAGUCUGUGACCACAGUGCUGCAACACAGGCUCAGUUUCCACAAACAACUGAGCACAAUCAUGUUGUUUGUGGAGUUUCCAUUGGGAUUUUAAUAAUGGCUUGAGCCUCUCAUGUUGUGCCAAAACUGAUUUAUUUCUUUUCUUAAACUGACCCUUUCCCAAAUAUGCU